Messenger RNA from Anopheles cruzii, 793 nucleotides. RefSeq lists its product as uncharacterized. The coding region runs from base 1 to 699 and encodes 232 amino acids. Lineage: Eukaryota; Metazoa; Arthropoda; Insecta; Diptera; Culicidae. The record is from RefSeq and is a predicted model, not a curated record. The transcript is spliced from 2 exons.
AUGUUGGUUUGCGUCGGGGACUCCAAAGACAAAGACUAUAGUGACCGUAAGAAAAAGGCGGAGGCAUACGCUACUUUAAUUGAGAAAUGCAAGGAAGUCGACCCCACCUGCACCAGGGAAAUCGUGGUGAAGAAAAUCAACAAUAUCAGGACAGUGUACCGCAAAGAAUUGAAGAAGGUGAGAAAGUCGACACUAUCAGGAUCUGCAGCAGAUCGGAUACACAAGCCAUGCUUGUGGUAUUUCGAUUUGUUGCAUUUUCUACGGGACCAACAGAUCUCCAGGGGCUUUACAAACGCGAUGGAAGACUCCGAAAUGAUUUCAACCGUGAAAGAGGAACAGCUAGAGGAUAUUCAAGAGGAAGACAUUGAUACUAAGGAUACACUUUCAUUUGAGAUAUCAACAGCACAAUGCGAUAUGUUCUCACCGUCUGUGUCGAGAUCAAGUUCUACGUCUUGGAAGAGGAAGAAAGGAACGAGUGACGAAAAUACGACAGAAGUAAUGAAACUUGUAGGGAGAACGCUGCAAUCGUUGGAAAAUGAAGAUGAUUUCCAAGUGUUUGGGAAAUAUGUAGCCAACAAAUUAAGAAACGUUAGUGGCGAGCAAUGCAUUAUAGCACAGAAAUUAAUAUCUGAUGUAUUAUUUGAAGCAGAAAUGGGGUCGCUAACAAGAAAAUUUCGAAUGGUAGAAAUUAGGAAUUAGAAUUGUUGCUGGUCUGCUUCGUUAAAAGUUCACCAGUGAGGGUGAAGAACGUCGAAAUGGCCAAGUUACAGUCGUUUAGAAGUCUUUGAGCGUU